AUGACACAAUCAAGUGAAAAGUUAAAGCAGCACAAGACAACUCUAAUAACUACCACUAGUUGUAUGCAGCCCUACUUUCUUCUAGUAUUAGUCUCAUCCGCACCAAAUAAUGCCAAGAAAAGGAGAGAUAUCCGCCUAACGUGGGGGCUCGACAGCGAUCUAAAACCGAGAUGGAAGACAGUUUUUCUUGUUGGUCAAACGCGAAACCGAACGGAGUCAGAAGCACUGUUGAAAGAAGGCGUAACUUUUGGAGACCUUAUACGUGCGGACUACUAUGAACAUUAUUGGAAUCAGACCCUGAAGAUACAAAUGGGUUUAGAAUGGGCUUCCAAACAUUGCCAGUUCUCCUUUCUUUUGAAAAUGGACGAUGACGCUUUUCUCAACACGAGGGCAUUGAUUUCACUUCUAAACAAUCCGAAAACCCCUCGAGAAAAGCUCUACACUGGAUGGGUUAACGAACAUCCCACAGUGAAGAGACAUGGAAAAUGGAAAGUCUCCCAAAGUGAAUAUAAUGGGACCUUCUACCCACCUUUCUGUCCUGGUUUAGGAAUUGUUCUUUCUCCCGAUGUUGUGGAUGCUAUUGUAGGUUUAUUCGACGCCGUACAAAAAUUUAGACUCGACGAUGUUUACAUAGCCCUGUUGGCAAACAAAAUUGGCGUCAAACCAAUCCAUAAUCCUAAUUUUGAGGUGUGGCCUAGCAAUAAAAAUAGGUGCAGGUUCAUAAACAGUACUUUGGUGCGACAUGCGGUCACUGGUGAAUGCCUUUUCAAGGUUUAUAAUGAAAUGCUUUCUUACUUAUCAACUGUUAAAGGGUGA
This is a messenger RNA of Porites evermanni, 816 nucleotides long. NCBI's taxonomy places the organism in Eukaryota, Metazoa, Cnidaria, Anthozoa, Scleractinia, Poritidae. The record is from the annotation of a GenBank genome assembly.